AUGUCUAAGAGAGGUCGUGGUGCUGCCUCCGGCAACAAGUUGAAGAUGACCCUUGGUCUUCCUUGCGGUGCCGUCCUCAACUGCUGCGACAACUCCGGUGCUCGUAACCUGUACAUCAUCUCGGUUAAGGGUAUUGGUGCGCGCCUGAACCGUCUCCCCGCUGCUGGUGUCGGUGACAUGGUCAUGGCCACCGUCAAGAAGGGAAAGCCCGAGCUCCGUAAGAAGGUCAUGCCCGCCGUCGUCGUCCGUCAGAGCAAGCCCUGGAGAAGACCCGACGGUAUCUACCUCUACUUCGAGGACAACGCUGGUGUGAUCGUCAACGCCAAGGGUGAGAUGAAGGGAUCCGCCAUCACCGGCCCCGUCGGAAAGGAGGCUGCCGAGCUCUGGCCUCGUAUUGCCUCCAACUCCGGUGUCGUUAUGUAA
Messenger RNA from Aspergillus wentii DTO 134E9, 423 nucleotides. RefSeq names its product 60S ribosomal protein uL14. The transcript is spliced from 5 exons. The coding region runs from base 1 to 423 and encodes 140 amino acids. Gene Ontology annotation, molecular function: large ribosomal subunit rRNA binding; structural constituent of ribosome. Gene Ontology annotation, biological process: translation. Lineage: Eukaryota; Fungi; Ascomycota; Eurotiomycetes; Eurotiales; Aspergillaceae. The record is from RefSeq and is a predicted model, not a curated record. Gene Ontology annotation, cellular component: ribosome; cytosolic large ribosomal subunit.